AUGCAGGACUCCACGACGCUGGGCUCCAGCCAGUCCUCCGUCUCCACCCAGGAGCGGCACUCCGCCUCCGACCAAGCUCCACCCCCCGCACCCCAGGCCUCAAAGCCCUUAGCCAUGACCCUCCCUGCCAAGUCCAAGGCCCCCAGUUUCCGUCGCAUGCGCCGGGUCAUUGCCGAGGAUGCCGAGUGGACGCUGGUCAUCGUGCCUCUCCUCACGGAGCUCUGCAUCCAGCACAUCGUCAGGAACUUCCACAAUAAUCCGAUCCUGAAGCAGCUGCUCCCGGAGCACCAGCAGAAGGUCCUGAACCACCUGUCCCCUGACCUGCCGCUCGCUGUGACUGCUAACCUCAUCGACCAAGAGAGCUACUGGCAGCGCUGUUGCACACAGCGCUGGCCGGUGUGCCACGUGGCCAAGCACGGCGGCAGCUGGAAGCGCAUGUUCUUCGAGCGGUACCUGGAGAGCCUCCUGAAGCACUUCAUCCCAGGCACCACGGACCCGGCUGUGAUCCUCGACCUGCUGCCGCUCUGCCGCAACUACGUGCGCAGGAUCCAGGUGGAUCAGUUCCUGCCACCCGUGCGGCUCCCACUCCCGCCUCGCACUGGGGACCAGUCGGACUCGGGCAGCGAGGGAGAGACGGAGGAACCCGUCAUGGACCACUACCAGCUGGGGGAGCUGGUGGCUGGCCUGAGCCACCUGGAGGAGUUGGACUUGGUAUACGGGGUCAAGGACUGUGGCAUGAACUUUGAGUGGAAUCUCUUCCUCUUCACCUACCAUGACUGCCAAUCCUUGGCAGCCACCAUCAAGGCGUGCCACACCCUCAAGAUCUUCAGGCUGACCCGCAGCAAAGUGGACGACGACAAGGCACGCAUCCUAAUUCGGGGCCUGCUGGACCACCCAGUCCUCGAGGAGCUGGACCUGUCACACAACCUCAUUGGAGACCGCGGUGCACGUGGCGCCGCCAAGCUGCUGAUGCACAGCCGUCUGCGUGUGCUCAAUCUGGCCAACAAUCAGAUCCGCGGGCCUGGUGCCCAGUCGCUGGCUCACGCCCUGGCGCACAACACCAACCUCACUUCCCUCAACCUGCGCCUCAACUGCAUCGAGGAUGAGGGUGGCCAGGCCAUCGCCCACGCCCUGCAGACUAACAAGUGCCUCACCACGCUGCACCUCGGAAGCAACGAGCUCUCUGAGCCCACCGCCACACUCCUCUCCCAGGUGUUCACCAUCAACACCACGCUCACCAGCCUCAACCUGUCCUGCAACCACAUCGGGCAGGACGGUGGCAAGCAGCUCCUGGAAGGCAUCCUAGACAACAAGACGCUCCUGGAAUUCGACUUGCGCCUGUCAGAUAUAGCCCAGGAGAGCGAGUACCUCAUUGGCCAGGCCCUCUGUGCCAACCGAGAAGCUGCCCGCCAGCGGGCCCUGAAUCCCAGCCACUUCAUAUCGUCCCUCAUCGCCAGCAGCCUGGACAACUCCAUGGGAUAA
Molecule: messenger RNA, 1482 nt
Organism: Lepus europaeus (European hare)
Lineage: Eukaryota; Metazoa; Chordata; Mammalia; Lagomorpha; Leporidae
Gene: TCTE1
Product: t-complex-associated-testis-expressed 1
Exons: 4
Coding region: 1-1482 (493 amino acids)
Biological process (GO): flagellated sperm motility
Cellular component (GO): sperm flagellum
Molecular function (GO): protein binding
Source: RefSeq, a predicted model, not a curated record